UAUUUGUUAGUGAAUGAUAAAUCCGAAAUUACUUUAAUUUCGUGUGGUAAGCUUAAAAAUUUCCCAUUAGUUAUAAAAGAGUGUCGAAAUGAAUUGAGAAAAAGAAUUAACACAUCAUACCAAAAAUAUUUUCGGAGUUUGGAAAUUCAAUCGCCAUACGAUACGAGCUUGCUCCAACUUUCAGGACGGAUAAUGUCGGUGACGCUUCACACAAAUUUGGGCGACAUCAAGUGCGAAAUCUUCUGUGACGAGGUCCCUAAGACUGCUGAGAACUUCCUGGCACUAUGUGCGAGUGGCUAUUACGAUGGAACCAUAUUUCAUCGAAAUAUUAAAGGUUUCAUGAUUCAAGGUGGUGACCCAACUAACACUGGCAAGGGCGGGACAAGCAUAUGGGGUAAAAAGUUCAAUGAUGAAAUAAGAGAGUCUCUUAAGCACAAUGCUAGAGGUAUAUUAUCCAUGGCUAACAGCGGGCCUAAUACCAAUGGAAGCCAAUUUUUCAUUACUUAUGCCAAGCAACCACAUCUUAAUGGACUUUAUACCAUUUUCGGCAAAGUGAUUCAUGGUUUUGAAAUUCUUGACAUAAUGGAAAAGGCUCAAACGGGACCUGGGGAUCGGCCUCUGAUGGAGAUCAGGGUUAACCGUGUGACGAUACAUGCUAACCCACUUGCCGGUUAAAUGCAGCUUUAGUUGCAAACAUAAACCCAGGCUGAUUAGCGGCUGUUGAUGGCGGAUGAUUAAGAUAACCUCAAAUCACUUCUUAUAAUUUCAGUUUAAACUUUAGACUGAUUAGUUUGUCAUGAAUGUGGUGUUAUGAAAUUUGCAUGGCAAUUGCAGCCGUUGUAUGGUAUUUUGUGGAUAAAGUUGUUCAAUUAAAACGAGCCGAGCUCGAGCUCAUUUAAAGCUCGUUCAGUUAACGAGUUCAGCU
Molecule: messenger RNA, 925 nt
Organism: Striga asiatica
Lineage: Eukaryota; Viridiplantae; Streptophyta; Magnoliopsida; Lamiales; Orobanchaceae
Source: the annotation of a GenBank genome assembly